This is a messenger RNA of Wasmannia auropunctata (little fire ant), 4808 nucleotides long. It is a transcript of the gene Slmap, whose product is annotated as sarcolemmal membrane-associated protein. The transcript has a single exon. The record is from RefSeq and is a predicted model, not a curated record. Gene Ontology annotation, molecular function: protein binding. The coding region runs from base 444 to 2924 and encodes 826 amino acids. Lineage: Eukaryota; Metazoa; Arthropoda; Insecta; Hymenoptera; Formicidae.
AGACAGAGUGAGAGAGAAGGGGAGAAAGAUCGGAAGAGAGAGGGAGUGAGAAUUUCUCGACGAAAAUAAGGGAGGUGCUGCGGCAGGAGUGGACGAGGGCGGUGCAGUGAUAUUUCAUUGAGGAAGAAAACAUGCCGGACACGAUGAUGUCGUCACGCCUCGUCGUGUCGGCCGACAGGUCCCGAAAGGUCACGUCGGGCUCCUCGUGACCGGGCUCGGAGGUGCGCGCUCUCACGUACCGCUCGCACGCGUCUCUGACGUGAAGCGAAGCGAGGAUCUCGCCCGCGUCACGGUUUUACGGUGUAUCGCUAUACGAUUGUAUCUCCGAAGCUGACAAUUUCUCGGCGCGACCGGGGAAUCGCAACCGGGGCGUCCGGAUUUACCGCUCGUGAAAGGACUUCUUCCUCGAAUUCGCUCGGGUCUAUCCAUCCAUCUCGGCGGCUAUGGUUGUAGCCAGCAGCGGUGGUUGGGUACAAAAUGCCAGCUCGCCCGCUGGGCAGAACAACUCCAGCGUGAGUCAGAGCAAUACGCAGAACAACAAUAACAAUAACGCUAACAACAACAACAACGGCGGCGGCGGCGGCAGCGGUAGCAACAACAACAACAAGAUGACCGCGAAGGGCAUCCUGAUCUGCCGGGACAAUUCCCAUCCCUUCCAGGAGCGCACGUUGACGUUGGAGCAGCCGGUGAAGAUCGGCCGUUCGGUGGCACGGGUGAGGGCCGCGGCGAACAACGCGAUCUUCGACUGCAAGGUGCUGUCGAGAAAUCACGCGCUGCUGUGGUACUCCUCCGGCAAGUUUUAUCUGCGGGACACGUGCAGCAGCAACGGCACGUUCGUGAAUAAUCAGCGGCUGAGCGCCUCCGGGCUGGAGUCGACGCCCAAGGAGGUGUGCUCCGGGGAUAUAGUGCAAUUUGGCGUGGACGUCGUCGAGAACACGAAGAAGGUGACCCACGGGUGCAUAGUCGCGACAUUGAAGCUGUAUCUACCGGACGGGAAGGAGGCUAAGGCCAGCCUGAGCACCUCCGUCACCUCGCCCGCCGGGAACGUGUCGCUCGAGGAUCUCUACAAGCUUAAUCAGAUAAUGCAGGAGGCGUCGAGGCGGGAGAAAGCCUUGUACUCUAAGCUGGGCUACUUGCAGACACUGGUGGAGAACACUCGGAAGGCGGCCAAUCAAUCGUGGAAGGCGUUGAUCACGGAGGAUCGUCUGCUGUCGUGGGUAAUGACCGUCGAGAGUCAGUUGACGGUUUACUCGAAGAACUACACCGAAGAUAAGAUCAGGAACGAGCUUACGAAGCUUCAGGGUGAGAAGGCGCAGUAUCAGAACGCCGCCAAGGAGGCGUUGCAGAAGGUCUUACAGGAGAAGCUGGAGAUCAAUCAGAGACUGCUGCAGCUGGAGGGACGUUUGAACGAGACGGAGGACGAGUGCCAGAGUUUGCAUAACGUGGCCAAGUACACGCAGAAGGAGCUUCAGGAGCUCAGCACGAAGUACUCGGAAGCGGAGAAGAAGCUCCAGGAGACUACCAACAAGCUCGUGGAGAGCGAGGAGAAAGUGAAGGACGUGCUGCUCGGCGCGGAGCAGGAGAAGCGAGAUCUCACGAAACGGCUCGAGGAUCAGUCGAAGGUCGAGAAGAACUUGCGGGCGCGGUUGCACGACUCCCGAUUAGAUUCCGUCAACAUCUACAAGCAGAUCACCGCUUUGAGGAAUUACGCGCAGACCCUGCAGGAUAUGAAUCUGAAGCUGGAGGUCGGCGAGAAUGUCGACGAGAAGGGCGAGGAGAAUCCGAUAGAAGCUAUCAACACCAUACUCAACAAAUUGAACUCGAUUCACGUCGAUAAUAUGGAGGUGGACAGCGAGAUUAAUUUUUACUUCACCAAGAGCGAGCAAGAUAAUCAGUUUAAUUCGACGGACGUGGAUCCGAAGCAGCUCAAGUCCGAUUUGUCCUUUACCAAAGACCAGAUGGACGAUCUGCAGAUGACAGCCGACGACAGUCUCACGGAGUACAUCCUGCCGCCGCCGUCGUCCAGGCAGACUUUAGUCAACGGAACUUUCGCCAAUCUGGACAGCGACACUAACGGCGACUCCGACACGAACUCGGAAGCGACCGACGACACGUGCAGUAUUAUGAACGAUGACGUGAGUGAAAAGAGCGUUAUAGAAAAUAAGAAGGAGGAGCUGGACGAAGAGGAGGAAGCGUCCAAGCAGACAUUCGUACCCUGCAAGAUGAAAGUGCGAUUCGCGAGCACCGAAAACGAUCAGCAGUCGGAGGUACAUAAUUACGAGCCAAUAAUAAAACAAAUUGCCAAAGAUGAGAAAGUCAAUUUCCCGUCGGAGAUUUCGACAGGAGGGAGCGCCCUCGAGGAUGCUCUGGACAGUUCCGUCGCCGACUUUGCGAUGGACGAGCGCGAGAAACAAGAUCAGCAGCAGGAGGAUAAUGAUGUGGCGGAGUGCGAAGAGCGCGCAGAGGAGGAUUACGUUAAAACCUUGAAACCCGCCAUGAAGAACGACACGGCGCAGCAAGCUUUCCACUCCAGGGACUACGUGCUGCAGACGAUGAUCGGCUCUCUGGAGUCGUUGAGGGGCGAGGACAGCCUGGAGGCGCGGCAGAUAGUGCAACGGGAGCUGGAGGAGUUGAAGGACUGGCUGAUACGCGAGCCGAACGAGCUCGUCGUCGACCGGCUGAAGGAGCUGUACUACCGCGCGAAGAACGAUGCGCAACGGAUGCAGGAGGUGAACGAGGAGCUGGUCAUAGUGAAGGAGAAGUACAACGCGUUCGUCGAGGAGAAAGCGGAGCUCUCGAAGAAGUACAUGUCCCUGAAGUCGCAGUGCGGCGAUCUGCUCGGCGCGACUUACACCGUGCCGAUACACUACGUGGCGCCUAUCGCGCUCAUGCUCGUGUGGAUGCUGCUGGAGAAGAUAUUCUAAUUCGCGCGUGCGCUCGCCCCCCCCCCUCCCCCCUCUCUGCCGUCUAACGUUCUUCUUCUCUGUAAAUAUUACACGCGCUACGACGAAUAUGUUUUAUUCCUUCCACUUCACUUCGUUCUUUUUACGAUACCGACUUGUAAUUGAAACUGUAAAUUUUGUUAAGCUUUGUCCCGUUUUGUUGUUUUGGAGACGACCAUAUCGAGCACAAUUUAACGUUUUUUAUACGAACAACCUCGUUAAGAUUUGUACAUAUAUACAUAUAUACAUAUACAUAUAAAUAUAUUUGUUUAAUUUCCCGAAUCGAGUCUCGGGACUAAGGGAGUUUCUCGUUGUAUAACAGAUGCGAUGAUAGGCGAGUGUUAAAGAACGUGGGUCGCGUUUAACGGCGCCUUAAUACAAAGGAGGAGCAAGAUCAAAGUUCGGGGCAGGAACCGUUCAUGUAUAUGUAUGUAUAUCUUCUCAAAUACGGAAGCUCGACUUACGCUCUCUGGGGAAGUAAAAAAAGUAGCGGGAGAAAAUGUAGGCACGAUACCACGUAAAAUGUUCAACAUGCUGCCAAGCUGCUGAGUAUCCAUAUCUUCAUAAUGUGGCUCAAUUUUAUAAAUAUAAUCACGAAUAUUUCGUUACAUUUGUUUGCUCGUUUUAAACGAUAAUGUUUCUUUGUUUUUUUUUAUUCUAUAGCGUAUUUUAAAGAUUAAAAAGUAUGUAUCCUUUACUGCGGCUAGAAAUACUCUCUUCUCAUACCGCGUCUCUCAACAAAAAACAAAACAAAAAAAAACGAAAACACAAAACACAUACGUACACAUACCUAUACUCUCUCUCUCAGCUUUUUCCAUCGUUCAAAAACUUUCCCUCGUACAUUUGUACAUAAAUAUAAUUGUAGAAAGCGAAAUCGCGCGCGUAAUACGACACGUACUCUCAUUGUAUCCAUCCCAUUCGGAUUAAGUGGCUCGCUUUUUUUUUUAUUUUCAGACUCUUUGGUUGAAGGCGACUCAAAGAGUUGGGAAUGACCUUUGCAGGGGAGUGAGAGUGAGAGAGUUGGGGUGAGAGAAAGAGAAAGAGAGAUGAUCGAUCGUUGCGUUUCGCACGUAUACAUUACGGCAUGCGUAUAUUACAUAUAUAUGUUGCAGCGUUUAAUCCUCGCGCCUCUCGUCUGAUCAUAAGUCCAUUAUUGUUGAGCGAAAAAAUUCGAUCGCGCAUUAAAAAAAAAAACGCAUCGUAGUCUUGCGGCGAAUCUUGAGGGCCCUCCGAUACCUUUGUCGCACAAUGGUACUUCAAUUGUCCUUCCCUCCUUCGGUAACGUAACACAUUGGGGUAGCGUGACAAUAUAUAAAGAGCAUAUCUGUUCGAGCGACCUAAAUGAAGUAAUAAGCGGAUAUACGUGUGUGUUUACUUCUUGGUGAAGCGAAUUUCUCAGCACUCAGAGUACCGUUCUUAUCGAUUCUACCUUGGGGAAUGGCCUUGAUAUCGUCUAAAUAACGUCUUAAAGCGAGAAGAUCCAAAUCUAGUAGUUUUCUAUAUAUUAAUUCUUUUGAUACGAAACGUAAACGGGAAAAAUUGACAGUAUUUUCUUAAUUCGUUAGUUUAGUUUAGAGAGUGCCAUGUCUACUUCUAUACCGCAUUAGAUAAAAUGGAUCAUUGUGUGUCGCGGCGAGUAGUAGGCGUGCGUGACACUUUCCAAAAUAAAAUAAAAAUACGCCGCAAGCCGGUCGCACUCGCUCGUUUAGGCGAGCUCACUUUCUUGGCAGAUCAAGCGUAUAUAUCAAAUUAUCAAAGUACGUAUGAAAAUGCUGUAAAUAGUAAUGUUGAUAUAAUCUUACUACCGAUGUAAUAGUCAUUAUACGAAAAGGGGAAAUAAAAACUAACUUAAUUAAUUAAAGAAGA